AAGUGCGACAAUAGUAUUAAAGGGUGCGUUACAAAUACAAUACGUACCAUGCUUCAUUUUUUCUAUUUUUCAUUAUGUUCAUAAAACGCAUGCAAAAGUUUAGUAAGCAGCUCCAUACGAUCAACUACUACUCUGUCUAAAGUUAUUCAAUCUCGAACAAAUUCAGCAGUUAAGACUUGAACCUUGAAUUCUUUAAUGGAAAACUGAAUGAAGAUAUAAUAGGCUUUACUCUACACUUAUUCUGUUUAUUCGGGCUUAUUUUUGUUUGUUAUUUUCAAUUGAAUGUUUUAUGAUUCUGAUUUCGUAUCCUAUAUAAUUAUUUGAAAAUGUCAAAGAAACCUAACAAAUCUGCAUGGGGAAGACGAGGCAGAAGGACGAGUAAUCCAGAAGAUAAACAUUACUUUGGACAUGAUGAUCGUGUUGGAAGAACAAGCAGUGGAACGUGUGGAAAUAGACGUCGUGUAUCUUUUAAACCUCAAGGAAGAUUAGGCAGAGAUAUAUCAAGAAGCUUAACUUUGGCAUUAGAUGAUGAUAUACCAAUGGCAGGAACUUCCAAUAAUAACAACAGACAAGUCAUUGUUCGAGGAAGGAAUAGAGGUUUAUCUAGAGGAAGAAAUAGUCCUUUACCACAUAGAGCAAUUCGUACUGGUAUCUUAUCUACACCUCAAUCACUACCUGCUGGAGAAACUAACUGGUAUAAAAUUACGAUACCAUAUGGUGCAAAAUAUACAAAAGAUUAUAUUUUGAGCAGUCUUAACAGCAUUGCUUCAGAAGCUUUUGUACCUAUAAUGUAUAAGACUUCAGGAAACGAAGCGUCCUUUUAUGUUGAUAGUCAAAAAGCAGCAAGUAUUCUUCUUCAUUGUGAUCGUAAAAUUACAACAACAAAUGGAUUUAAACUUCGAAUAAAAAUUAAAUUAGGACUUCCACAGUGUGAAAUCAGUGAUGCUUUAAAAGAAAGAUUAAAACAAGCUAUGGUUAAACGAUAUGUUCAAGAGACAAAUGCUUUAGAUUUAUCAAAAUUUCAUCAUGAUCCUGAUCUUAUUGCAGAUUACUUUUGUGCAUUAUCUCGACCGAUUAUGUUAAUGGCAGUAUUAGAUAUUGUGUCAGAGUAUGUACCCACGUUAGAAGCAUUGAAUCUGGAUGGUAACAAGUUAUAUAUGAUUGAAAAACUUGAUGUCCUAUAUAAAAAAUUUCCAAGAUUGAAAAUACUUUAUAUAGGAGAUAAUAAGAUAAAAGAAAUUAGUCAAUUAGAUGCUAUAAAAGAAUUACAAUUAGAAGAAUUAAGAUUGACAGGAAAUCCUGUCUCCAAUAGGUAUAUAUCUCGUCAAAAUGACUAUAUUAGCGGUGUACGGAAAAUAUUUCCUAAGCUUUUAAGACUGGAUGGUAUAGAGUUACCACGUCCAAUAUUAUUUGAUGUUGCAAAUGAUACAACAAAAGUGCCUCAUACUCAACGAUUAUUUGUCACAGAUGUUAAAGCACAAGACAUAGCAAGUCAGUUCUUGCAACAAUAUUUUAUUAUUUUUGACAGUGAAAAUAGGCAUCCAUUGUUAGAUGCAUACGAUGAGCAUGCACGUUUCAGUUUGACAGUGAUAAAUAAUCAAACUACUGAAAGAUUAAGUGCAUAUCUUUCAGAGAAUAGAAAUUUAUUUAGAGUAAAUAAUAAUAAUAAGAGGCAGAAAUUAUUAAAGCAAGGUAGAUUACCAGUUCUAUCUUUUAUAAUAGAACUACCACGAACAAAACACCAUUUAAAUACCUUUACAAUGGAUAUCAGUGUUAUAACUCAAGGAAUGAUGUUGAUCACAGUAACAGGAUUAUUUGACGAAUUGAAUAAUAAAGGUGAUCAACUACGUUAUUUCAAUAGGACAUUUAUCAUAGUACCAAGAGGAAAUGGCUAUUGUAUCUGUAAUGAGCAAUUGCAUAUUAGUCUUCCUACUGAAGAACAAUGUAAAAAAUUCAUCACUGAUAAUUUCUCAGCCCAAAUGUCUGAUGUACCAAGUGGAUCUAAAUCUUCAUCAGAAAUACGAUCACCGCAAUUAACGGAAGACGUAAAACGAAAAAUGGCAUUAACAUUAAGUCAAGAAACGAACAUGAAUUCAGAAUGGAGUUUGAAAUGUUUAGAGGAAGUUCACUGGAAUUAUGAAAAUGCAAUAUUAGCUUUUCAGGAACUUUUCAAACAUGGACAAAUACCGUCGGAAGCAUUUACAAAAUAAAAAUUGGAUUAUAGGUAAAAAAUAUGACAAAAAUACAUCAUUCUGUAUUCAAAUUUUUUCGUAAAUCAUUCUAAUUCUCAUUGUUUAUCACAGCCUUCAAAGUAAUAUGUACAAAAUUGAUGAAUUUUAUAGAUAAAAAUGAAAUUUGUUAAUUUAUAAUUACAUAUUGUUACUAUCUUUUUCAUAUUUUGUGCUACAAAGACACAAAAAAAAGAA
This is a messenger RNA of Vespula pensylvanica (western yellowjacket), 2426 nucleotides long. RefSeq names its product nuclear RNA export factor 1-like. Gene Ontology annotation, biological process: poly(A)+ mRNA export from nucleus. The record is from RefSeq and is a predicted model, not a curated record. Gene Ontology annotation, molecular function: protein binding; RNA binding. Gene Ontology annotation, cellular component: nucleus; cytoplasm. NCBI's taxonomy places the organism in Eukaryota, Metazoa, Arthropoda, Insecta, Hymenoptera, Vespidae. Bases 327 to 2210 code for a protein of 627 amino acids. The transcript is spliced from 10 exons.